Cyprinodon variegatus (sheepshead minnow) is the source of this 1046-nucleotide messenger RNA. RefSeq names its product E3 ubiquitin-protein ligase RNF31-like. Gene Ontology annotation, cellular component: LUBAC complex. The transcript has 7 exons. Gene Ontology annotation, biological process: protein linear polyubiquitination. Gene Ontology annotation, molecular function: K63-linked polyubiquitin modification-dependent protein binding; ubiquitin protein ligase activity; zinc ion binding. The record is from RefSeq and is a predicted model, not a curated record. The coding region runs from base 123 to 1004 and encodes 293 amino acids. Lineage: Eukaryota; Metazoa; Chordata; Actinopteri; Cyprinodontiformes; Cyprinodontidae.
UUUAGAUGCCCCUUCAGACUUUGGACUGGGGACCCAGUUCCUGGUCCCUGCUAGAACCUUAGCAGAAUGUGUUUUUGUUUCAGUGUUCCUCUGGGGUGCUUCAUGAAUCAGACAGGUUGAGGAUGGACUGUCCCAGCUGCAGGAAGAGCACCUGUUCCCAGUGCAGAUCACCAUGGUCAACUCACCAUCAGGGACGGUCCUGUGAUGAGUUUAAGGUGUGGCAGCAGCAGAACCAGCAGGAUGAUCAUCCACCUUCCAUGCUCCAAAACCUUAUCGAAUGUCCCAGCUGUCAGUUUGUCUUCAGCCUGUCAAAGGGAGGAUGUCUUCACUUCACCUGCACCCAGUGUCGCCAUCAGUUCUGUGGCGGCUGCAGACAGCGCUUUUCUCUGGGUUCUGAAUGCAGCUUCUCUGCUCAGUGUGGCUCCAAAGGUCUUCAUGCCCACCACCCCAGGGACUGCCUGUACCACCUUAGAGACUGGAGCGUGAGCCGUCUGCACCAACUUCUGCAGUAUCACAGAGUAUCUCCUUCCUGGUGGAGACCAUCCCAUGGCAGCUUGACUCCAUCCAGUAUGACAGCAUGUCCGAUGUUAGAGCUACGAGACAACAGCUUUGGGACUAAGGAAGAACCAUGUGGACGACCGGCGCUGUCUGAGUUCGGAGGAUACUGCCAGGGUCACUAUAAAGAGCGACUGGUGGAGCUGAUCAACCAUUGGCGUGUCGACCCAGCAGUCCUUUUCAGUCCUGCAGAGAUGAUUGCAGAACUACAGCGAUGGAACAUUGCCAUGCCAACAAGGAAGCUUGAAGAGCCAGAGCCAGUUUAUGCCCACCGCCUGCGGCUGGUUAGUGAUAUCAUUAUAACCACUGUUUACCUGGACCUAAUUGAGCAGCUGCACACAGUUAUAAUAACAAUCAGCUUUCAAAGAUUCAGCACUUGUAGGAAACACACUCGUAUCUUCCUGAAACCACACCUGAACCUUCCACGAUCCACACCUGGACCAUCCUGAAACCGCACCUGAACCCUCCAUGAUUCACACCUGGACCAUCCU